AUGGCGCUGGCAAUGCUGCAGGACUGGUGCGGCUGGAUGGGCGCGAAUGCGCAGCGCGCCCUGCUCAUCCUGGGCAUCCCUGACGACUGCCAGGAAGAUGAAUUCCGGGCGGCCCUGCAUGCUGCGCUGUGGCCGCUGGGCAGGCACCGACAGCCAGGCUGUGGGGAAGAGUCCUUUGAGAGCUGGCUGGACCACGCCAAGGACAUGCUAUACCUGUGGCGCCACACGUCAGAACGUGAGAGGCGGCGGCGGCUGGUGGAGAGCUUGGGCGGCCCGGCCCUGGACCUCAUGUGCGGCCUCCUGGCAGAACAUCCGGACACCCCUGCGCAGGACUGCCUGGACGCGCUGGAGCAGGUGUUCGGGAACAAUGACACCCGGGUGACAGCGAGGCUGAAGUUGCUGACGUGCUCGCAGCAGCCCCGGGAGAGUCUGUUCGCUUAUGUGAUGCGCCUGGAAGGCCUGCUGCACGUGGCCAUGGAGCAGGGAGCCGUCCACCCAGCCAUGGCAGACCAGAUGCGUGCUGGGCAGGUGCUGCUGCAGGCCAGGCCCAACGCCACACUGCAGGACAAGCUGCGGAGGAUGUGGCUGGAGAGGCAGCUGCCUGGCUUCCUGGGCCUGCUCCGGUUGGUGCGGGAAACGGAGGCCUGGGAGGCCGCUCUGCCUCUGAGGGAGCUGUGCAGAGGACAGGAAGGGCCCCUUGGAGACGGUGGAGACCUGGCUCUUGCCCAGGUUGUCCCUGUCCUGGGAGGCACUGCGGAGGUCCCCCCAGCCCCUGGAGGUGCCAGCCAGGCUGUUCCUGACGCCCCUGCUGAGCUUGUCCCCAUCAGCAGUGUUGCAGCUGGGGCCUCCCCUUCCCCUGCAGGGGCCAUGGCGGCCUCCUCUGUCCCCCAGGAAGAGGAAAGUGUCUCUGAACCUGUGGGGCUAGGUCAGGCAGUGCCUACUGAGGCCCCUGGGGGCCCCUCCCUAGCCCAGAUGGGCAGUGCACCUGGGGCGAGCCCAGGAGGUCCUGGCUGGGUGCCUGACAGCCGUGCCCAGGCAGCAGAACAGGAGGCCCCAGAGCCCCUGCUGGAGGGGCUGAAACCCAUCCCAGAGGAGUAG
Molecule: messenger RNA, 1098 nt
Organism: Otolemur garnettii (small-eared galago)
Lineage: Eukaryota; Metazoa; Chordata; Mammalia; Primates; Galagidae
Gene: PNMA6F
Product: PNMA family member 6F
Exons: 2
Coding region: 1-1098 (365 amino acids)
Source: RefSeq, a predicted model, not a curated record